This is a messenger RNA of Naegleria lovaniensis, 6435 nucleotides long. RefSeq lists its product as uncharacterized. Gene Ontology annotation, biological process: regulation of ARF protein signal transduction. The coding region runs from base 1 to 6435 and encodes 2144 amino acids. The record is from RefSeq and is a predicted model, not a curated record. Gene Ontology annotation, molecular function: guanyl-nucleotide exchange factor activity. The transcript has 6 exons. NCBI's taxonomy places the organism in Eukaryota, Heterolobosea, Eutetramitea, Acrasida, Naegleriidae.
AUGAAUAACAGUACACAACAACAACAUUUCCCACUACAAAAACUCGUGUUGGGAGAGGUGAAUGCUCUCAUUUUGGGCAUGCGGAAUGUACAUUCCAUGAGAUUUUCCAAUCGAUAUAGAUUUCAAUAUGAAAAUAUAACAAGACAACAAGGAGCUGUAGGAAAUGAAAGUUCAAUCCUCAUCGGAAUGAGAAAUUUACGAGAGAGGAUCAGCAGCAAUUUGACGUGGCAAACGUUAUCAACAAUGGACAUAUUGCAACCGUUCUUUGCCAUCAUAAAAUCCGAAGAUACAGAAGGCAGACUCACAUCAAUGGCUUUGCGAUCACUUCAAAAAUUCUUGGAAUUUCCAGGUUUUAUUGAAACAGGAGUAUCACAAUCUACUCCGAACAACAACACGGAAGACUCAAAGACGAUUAUUGAAGAAAUAGUAACAAGCGUACAACAAUGUCAAUUUGAAUUUAAUGCAACAGAUGCUGGAUCUCUGUCUGAAUCAGGAGGUCCAAUUAUUUUGGAUCAUUCAUUGGGGAGUGGUUUAGGAUCAAUUGCAUCUAUUUCUUCAGAAACAUCUCUCCUUGAAUCAGUUCUCAUCCAAAUUAUCAAUACAUUUUUAUGUUGUAUCAAAAGUGAGGCAGGAAAAUUAUUGGAUGAGUCAACAAUCUUGGAGAUUUUAAAAAGCGUCUUGAGGAUUGGAAGAGAAACACGUCCCUCCACAGAUUCUUUGAGAAAAACUGCUGAAUUAGCAAUUCAUGAGAUGGUAACAAUUGUGUUUUUGCGAAGAUUAAAUGAAUGUCCCAAUGAAUCAUCCACAAUGGGAGAAAUAAUUUUUGAAUUUAUUUGUGAAAUGUGUGACAUUUACAGUACGUCGUCUGUUGUGUCGGAUAACACUUCACAGCCAUCCAUGAAAUUAGGAUCAAGUACCAACUCCAUAUCAACAACAGUGAAUAGUAUUGGAACAAGAUAUUUAGGCAUUAACCUGGCUUGUCAUGUGAUUGAGCUAUUAGGAGAUCGUUUAACGCUCUCCAGUUACAAGAAUAUAUUAAGUAUGAUCUGCAAUCACUUAUGCCGAGCAUUGUUACGAAAUGUGAACAUUUCUUAUCAAACAAUUUUGUUCUUAUCAAACGGUGAAAUGAUGUUUAGUGGAAGUACUCAAUCUGGACUUGGCUCAAGCUCUACCAUAACUUCAAGCAUUCUUGGUGCGGCAAAUGGAGGAAAUCUCCAGCCUACCCACUCUAAUUAUGGAAAUAAUCUCAUGCUUCUUUCAGCAGCUUUGAAGUGUUCAAUUACUUAUUUGUUCAGUUUAUCUAACAUUAGAAGUUUUUUACACGAACAAAUUGCAGCUAUUCUUCUUUCAUUACUUCAACACCUCCCUCCCUCUCAACAACAAUAUGGAUCAAGUUCAAAAAAGAGUCAAUUUUCUAACUCACCAAUUUUGGGAAAUAGUUCAAUAUUUUUACCUUUUGAACUGCAAGAAUUAAUUUUAGAAUAUCUUGUAGAAGUUUGCAGAGACUCCAACUUGAUUGCAUUCUUGUAUCGUCAUUAUGAUUGCUAUGGAUGUUUUGACAAGAAUCAAGCCAAUAUCAAUGUAAAUACGGUACCCAAUCUUUUUGAGCACAUUUAUUUAUAUCUCAACAGCUAUAUUGGAUUGAAUAGCUCUGUUACUGGAAACAUGACGGGAAGCCCUUCAACUCAAACUAGCACAGUUGGAAAUACCAUUCAGUUAGGUCAGGGUGGUUCAACUAAUUUAAACAACUUUGGAAGCAGUGUAUCUCUUUCUUCUUCCUCUCAAGGCAAUCCCAAUUUGCAUACAUUACAUGUUUUAGCUUGGCAAGGUCUAUUAAGUGUUGUACGAUGCUUGGCAGAACGAUGUCAAGAGCAACAAGAACAAAAUAUUAGACAAUCUCUAGAUAUGCAUGUCGUCAAUAACAUGACAUCUGAAAUCAAGCUACACAAAAAACAAAAACAUAGAAUGAUGGAAAUUGUCUCUCUAUUUAAUAGCAGCCCUUUGGAAGGAGUAACACAAUUAUUACAAAUUUAUAAUAUCGUUAUUCCAAAAGAUUUAACCUCUUUCAUUAGAAAUGAAAAUAGUGUGGAUGAAAAUUCUGUAACUGUAGAUUGGAACGAGGCAGUUAGUUUAUUACAAUGUGCAGCCGAAAAAAUUUCCAAUUUCCUUCUCGAAUAUAAUGUUUGGCUAGACAAGCAAAAGAUCGUCGAUUAUUUCAACAGCUUUUCAUCACCAGCAAACACAAUCGUCGAUAUUAAGAUUAAGGAAUGUGCAUCCACAGAAAAUAACAGCACACUAACAGAGAAUAACUACUUAAUUCCUAUCCUUAGCAAAUCAAAAAAAGAUCCUCUACGGAAUGUAUUACCACUUGAAGUCAUGAGACAGUUUAUGGAUGGCUUUGAUUUUUAUGGAAUGAGAAUAGAUGAAGCAAUGAGGUAUUUCAUUAAUAGAUGCAAAAUUUCUGGUGAGGGACAACAAGUAGAACGAAUUGUUAAACUUUUAGGAGAAUGUUAUUACAGAGAUAAUAACACAAAUUUUGCAAAAGAAAGAAACAUGUCAUGUAGUGGUCGUACAGUUCCUGCUGUUCCUUAUUUAGCAAACGGUGAACAAGCAUGGAUUUUGGCUGUAGCUAUCAUGAUGCUUCACACUGAUUUACACCAUCAUCACAAUAGAAACAAUAGAAUGAAUCUAGAGGGUUUCAUAAGGACUGUUGGUUAUCAUGAAGAACUUCAAGAAAUGCCAAAGGACGAACUUCAAAAAAUUUUCCAUUAUGUUUUGACGAAUGAAUUUGAAGUGGUGACAGGUUUGAUUGAUUCAUACAAAAGUGAAACAGUAUGGAACGAACUUAUUGUAAGAAGAUCAAUGGAAUACUAUGAAAGUAAUUUUAUUCAAAAACCUUCCUCAUUUUCCAAUGAAAAAGACAAUCUCCUUCCCUAUAUUUAUGACAUGGAAAUGUUCCAGAGCAUGUGGGGACAUGUGAUAUUGGCUACAACAAUCAUUUUAGAAAAUUCAGAUGAUAUUCAUUUAUUAGAAUUAGCAAUUAGAGGAUUUCUUGAUAGUGCUAGAGUUGCUGCAACUUAUCAUCUUCAUCAUGUUUUUGACAACUUGGUCAUUACUCUUUGCAAAUUUACAACUCUAUUAGAUGGAAUUACUCCUCCUUCUAUUUCAGUUGUGAACUGUACAAACAGUAACAGCAAUCAACCAUCUUUAGAAAAUACUACUGGGUUAACUUGGCCAACCAAUGCAUCUGUAUCAACUACAAUAGUUUCUCACGAUGGUGUGGUCAUUUCAACAAUUAAUGGAGGUGUAGAUGGCAUCGUAACAUCUCCAGCUUCACCUUCAAGUACUAAUCAAAUCAUCAAUUCUUCUUCGUCGUUUAAUUCAAACAUUGGAAAAGUUAAUUCAACAUCAAGAACAGAUAAAAAUAGGUCCAUUGUUAUGUUUGGACAUAAUGAGAAGGCAAAACUUGCUUGUAGAACUGUAUUUGCAAUUACUCGAAAAUAUGGAGACAAUUUACGUGAAGGAUGGAAAAAUAUUCUUGAUCUUAUUUGUAGAAUGAGAGAACUCGAAUUACUGCCAGAGUCACUUAUAGAGUCGCGACUUGUGAGACAGCUCAGAGAAUUUCAAUUUUCAACACCAAACGAAUCUAAACUUUCUUCUCCAAGGAAAGAAAGUGGUGAUCAGUCCUUGUCAAAUCAAGCUUCUUCACAACUAUUGACAUCUGGAUCUUCUCUAUAUGGACAUAUAAUUUCAAGCAUAUCUAAGAGCGCUACCAAAAAGUUAAAACCUAAAUCUCAAAACCAAGCACAAACACAAGUUAAAAGUGCAACAUUCUCACUCUUAUCUAGUGUGUUUGGAGGUUUCUACGGUAGUAGUAGCGACGAAACCAAUGAAAAAAAGAAAAAUACCUUGGAUUCUGAUGACUCUGACGAUGAUCACGAGUCUCAAGCUCUUGGAGGACAAGACACAGAAUUUGAGCACUUUUCAAUUGAGAUUAAGCAUGCUUUGGAUGAAGCUAGGAAAUGUAUUGAGCAAUGCCGUAUUGUUGAACUAUUGAUGAUGGAUGCCAAAGAAUUGAGUGGUCAUUCGUUAGAAUAUUUGCUUAGCGCUUUGAUUAGAAAUGGUAAACCAAGUGGUGUUGUAAUGUCUAUACAUAUUCCUGCUCCACAUCUCUUUGCCCUCAAAACCAGUACAUCACCCCAACAAAAGCAAUCAUCUACUUCCCAUUCCAAUGUUACCACCUAUUACUAUUAUGAACGUGAUAUUGAAACUUCAUUGUUUUGUUUAGAUUUACUCUGUGACGUGCUUAUUAGUAACAAUCUAAACAGAAAUACCAUCACAGAUAGAUUGAAACUCAUUUGGAACUAUGCCUAUGGUCAUGUAUACAAGUUGAUGAUAUCAAUUUUACAAAUGUACGAGCCUAUUAAUGUUAUACAAUCCAUUUAUCAGGUUCCUUCAAGCCCACAAAGCGCUCCUUCUGCUCUUGUUUCAUCAAAAAUUGGCAGCAAUACGAGUGUAGCUUCAACAGAAAGAGCUAGCCCUAUUUCUACUUCCGCUCAAACAAAUUUGCGAACACGAAUGACCAAACAACAUUACCAUAUUCUUCAAAGAUGUAUUACAUGCAUUUGGAGAUUGUGUAUGGAAUUAUCUACUCCUUCAACCUCACUAAGUCAAGUUUCUGAGAAAUCAGCAUCAGAGCAGCAAGAAUGGACUUUUAUACAGAAAGAAAUGUUAUCUGUGCUUAUUGAUCAUCUUGGAAAGCAGUGGAAUGAAGGCCUUCUUGGAGUAUUUCACAUGAGCCUACUUCCCAUGAUUCACAUGUUUCUAUCUAGACAUAGUGAAACUUUAUUAUCACCAAUGGGCAAAAAAUUUAUUUAUGAAAGAACAAACAUGACAAACAACACCAAUGUUGUCAACACCUUAACUCUUUCCUCGUCUUCACAAGUAAUUGUUGAAUUUUGGGAUCAUUUAGUUUUUAAGAUCUUAAAAAGCAUUUCAACUGCCUCAAUUAGUUGGAUCAACAAUAAUCCAAGUAGUACUCUAUUUACUUCGCUAAAGCCUUCCCAACAAUUACAACUCUUAUCAAGAUCACUGGAUAUUUUAACAUUGAGCUUACAACAGAGUAAUAUUAACUCUCAAGAGAGUAGCUUUAAUAUUUGGUUUGUUGUUCCAGACAAUAUUCCAACCUUUGUGCAAACCUUCAUUUCCAUUCUCAGUGCUUCCAUAACUACCAAUGUCAAUAUUCAAAGCUCAAACUCAAACCAUGCUCAAUUUGUUGGAACACUUAAAAAGCUGAUGACACUCGCUCAAGACAUUUUAUCCACAUUAGAAAAUUUAGUUUCUGAAAUUUUGAAAAGAAUUGUCUCAACUGCAUUUUCAUCUGUUAGUGGGUCUCAGAAUGUAAUUCGGCUAGACAACAAAUGGAUCAAUGCUUGGCUCUCAAUUUUAGAGGGUAUUUCAAUUUUAUGCUGCACUGGAGGAAUUAACAGCUCGUCGAGUUCAGGAAAUUCGUUGAAUUUACUCAUGUCACAACUUAGUAGCAAUCAAAUUCAAAUGCUGUCCCAACUUCAAAGAGACAUUAGAACACAAGCCCUCUCAACACUUCAACGAUCUCUAAUUGUUAGUUGUGACUUUAAAUAUGCCUCAUCUCUGAACCAACAACAAUUAAUAGGUGGCUCUGAAAACGAGAAUCUCAAGUAUUUGCUAAAUGAUCAAUUAUUAAUGCUAUGUAUGGAAAAGGUAUUGGUCAAAUCCUUCCUUCAAACUCUAUUAGGCUUGAAACCAAAAACAACAGAAUACCAAUCUAAUCACAAUACUGAAAUGGAUAUUUCAUCUCUGGAAGAACUUCGUGUCCGUGCAAACAAUUUAUUAGCCAGAAUAUUCCUUCACUUUCUUCCAAGAAUGUUCAAAAUUUCAGAGAAUCAACAAGAGAAUGGCUUUCAAUCAUUGUGGCUUAUGAUUCUUCAAGUCAUGUACAGCUUUUUGUUGGUAAAACCAAAGAGUGAUCAUUUAAGGGAAGCCUUACCUGAAUUGCUUAAGAACAUGAUCCUUGUCAUGAACAACAUUGAGGUCUUCAAGUUUAAUCCUCAAUUAUGGACCGUCACUGAGAAUGAGCUUUCCCAAACAAUGCCUUCACUGGUUGAGGAUGUGAAACCACGUAUUAUUGCUUCGAUGAAUAAGGAUCAAUCCAACAAUGGUAACCUUUCAAAUGAGAGUACUGUUACAGUGGUUGAUUCUCAUGUACCACCCUCAAGCUCUGUGGUGCCAGGAGAGUCCAGUCAAUUGAGGGAAGAAGAAACACCAAAGGACUCAAGGGCUGAAGAGAAGAAUUGUGUUGUUAUAAUAAUUAUUGUUAAUACAUCUACAAACACUUGUUGUGGAGUGUUGGACUACUCAUUGACUAUUUAUCAUCAUUUACUUGUGAAUAAUAUUUAG